AUGUUUUAUUAUCUCAUUCUAUCAAUCACUCUACUUUCUCUAUCUCAUUUAUCUGUCAAUGCUGCUGACGAGUUUGAAGAUUAUCGUUGUCGAUGUAUUUGCCCAUCAUUUACAGUUCUACAAGAUCCAAAUAUGACCGAUACACAUCGCCGAGUGUACAUCGACGUUGUGCCACCUGAUAAUUGUACCUGUGAACGGGUUGUUUUCCAUACUAUACCAGCAACGUCUAGCUUUCAACAACGGUUCUGUCCGAGAUGUGUGUGCAACUAUGAAGUGCGUAAUACGACAACAAUGAAGGUCGUCGUUAUUAUCAUUAUGGUCGCAAUCUCAUUACUAUUUAUAUACAUGUCAUUCUUGCUUUGUCUUGAACCAUUGAUGAAUCAAAAUAAAAAGUCAUCGAGAAGAACGACAACAUCACCUGCAAAUGGUGCACGACAAGCGAAACAUCAUAACAAAGAGACUCAUGAGGAAGUUCAUCUAGAUAAUCCAACACAAGAAUGUGUAUUUAGUGAACCGGUACCUAGUAGAUUGCAACGUACUACUGAUCGUUCGGCAACGGUUUUAAAUUUACGAACAUACGAAGAAGCCAAGUGGAGAAAAAAUGCAUCGCCACAGCGAACAUCCGUUGGCAGUAAACUGGAUGCACUUAAUUAG
Adineta ricciae is the source of this 654-nucleotide messenger RNA. The record is from the annotation of a GenBank genome assembly. NCBI's taxonomy places the organism in Eukaryota, Metazoa, Rotifera, Eurotatoria, Adinetida, Adinetidae.